AUGGCGGUGGCUUUCCAUGGUUCUGGUGUUGAUGUCCAACUGAAGUCGGAAAUCGGUGCCACCUUCAACCACGAGUCACCUGCGAGGUACCUCCUCCUCUCCUGA
Penicillium oxalicum is the source of this 105-nucleotide messenger RNA. RefSeq lists its product as uncharacterized. Bases 1 to 105 code for a protein of 34 amino acids. Lineage: Eukaryota; Fungi; Ascomycota; Eurotiomycetes; Eurotiales; Aspergillaceae. The record is from RefSeq and is a predicted model, not a curated record. The transcript has a single exon.